Messenger RNA from Alnus glutinosa, 984 nucleotides. Its product is annotated as ethylene-responsive transcription factor ERF027. The transcript has a single exon. Gene Ontology annotation, molecular function: DNA-binding transcription factor activity; DNA binding. Lineage: Eukaryota; Viridiplantae; Streptophyta; Magnoliopsida; Fagales; Betulaceae. The record is from RefSeq and is a predicted model, not a curated record. Gene Ontology annotation, biological process: regulation of DNA-templated transcription. Bases 94 to 714 code for a protein of 206 amino acids.
GUACGCACAGAUAUAUCAUUCAUCUACAUCGGUCAAUAUAUUCAACUCACGUACGGAACACAAGUACCUAUAUUAAUAUUUAGAUGCACGUACAUGGCCAAUAAUCCACCUAAUUACCCUCUUCCCGCUACUGUACGCUUGGAGGAGACUACACCACGUCAUUCUGCGGCCACCGCCACCACGCCCGAUGAAACAGCACCCGAACCCGUACAAACUCCAGCCGGGUCAUCGGGUUCCCGUGGCAGGCUGAGAUAUCGGGGAGUGCGGAGCCGGAGCGGCAAAUGGGUGUCCGAAAUACGCGAGCCGCGUAAAACUACGCGCAUUUGGCUCGGUACUUACCCGACUCCAGAGAUGGCUGCAGCCGCCUACGACGUGGCGGCGCUGGCCUUGAAAGGCCCCGACACGACCCUCAACUUUCCCAAUUCCAUUCUCUCGUACCCGAGCCCGGCGUCGACGUCGGCGGCCGAUAUACAAGCUGCGGCGGCGAGUGCGGCGGAGGGCAUGGCGCUGAAGCCGCCGGAGACAAAGCCGUCGGAAAAUGAGGUUUCGACGAGUAGCAGCGGUCGGGUGGGCGAGGAGUUCAUCGACGAGGAAGAGCUUCUGAACAUGCCGAAUCUGCUGGUUGACAUGGCGGAGGGGAUGCUCGUGAGCCCACCGAGGAUGGAGUCGAAGUCGUCCGACGGCUCAGAUGGAGAGGAGUUGUGGAGUUACUGAGAAGGCUUAGAUCGGAGGAGAGAGACAUAAUAUUGCCGCCAUGUAAUGGUUUAGGUUCAAGUAUUUUCCAUUACAUACUACUUUUCGUGUGGGUUUUUUUUUUCUUUUCCUUUUUUGAUCUUCCGAUUAGGCUUUCGAUUAGCUCCCUCAUGCUGGGUUUUGUACUGCUGCAGUGAGCUAUGUGUCAGGGGAUUAAUUCUAUGUAUUUUUCUUUCUGUUUCUUUAGGUGACUGUUAGAAUUAUUAUAAUCGAUCAUAAACUUUUUUUUUU